Messenger RNA from Sodiomyces alkalinus F11, 4328 nucleotides. RefSeq lists its product as hypothetical. Gene Ontology annotation, molecular function: DNA-binding transcription factor activity, RNA polymerase II-specific; DNA binding; zinc ion binding. Gene Ontology annotation, biological process: regulation of DNA-templated transcription; DNA-templated transcription. The transcript is spliced from 4 exons. The coding region runs from base 477 to 4058 and encodes 1193 amino acids. NCBI's taxonomy places the organism in Eukaryota, Fungi, Ascomycota, Sordariomycetes, Glomerellales, Plectosphaerellaceae. The record is from RefSeq and is a predicted model, not a curated record.
CCCCCGCAAUGGAGAAAUACCUAGCUCGACGCUCCACUGCGUGAUCGUCUUAGCAUCUACUAGUCCCACGACGAAGCCUCAUUGGGACAUGGCACAGGGGACAGGGGUUGUUGGAUCGCCCCCCGAGUCGUGUAUCUCUUUGGCAUCUGCAUCUCUUCCUCCCUCCCUGUCCCUUUCUCCAAAUAUUGUAUCUGAUCCUGGCACAGGGGGGUUUUUUCUUUUUCUUUUUUUUUCUUGUUCUUCCUUUUCUCCUUCACUCUCACUCGUCUUCAUACUUCUCGACAUCUCGCCUGUCAUACGGCAUCUCUCUUCCUACUCCGAACUCCUCAAAUCGUUCAUCUUCGUGUGUAUCACAGCCCCCGACGUGCCGUACUCACCCAUCUAUUCUCAUUUUCUGAGAGUGCUUCUCAACUACCACCGUCCUCCUUCUAGGGUAUUAUAUCCCGCCACCCGCCAACCUUCACAAGUUCACAACAAUGGCGGCUCCCACGGAGAUGGCUCAUGCACAAGUGCCUCCCUCCACGGCAUCAGUCUCAGAUGCUGCAUCAGACCCAAAGAUGUCCAAACUUCCCGCCAAAAUUCGCAAACGUGCCCCCAAGGCUUGUUUGUCCUGCCGAGCCCGCAAGGUCCGUUGUGACGUCUCACAACGGGGAAGGCCUUGCAUGAACUGCUAUCUCGACAGCGAGACAUGUGUUGUCACCGGCCGCGCCUCCAGAUUUAGGAGAGCGCAGCGUGAAGGGGCCGAGAACGUGCAGGCCUCCUAUCCGCCUUACUCCUCAACGGCCGCCCCCUCGGGCAUCUCGGCCGAGACCGUCGUCAAGUCGCGUCUGGAUGGUCAGCCCAUUCCCCUGGCCUCACCACCGGCUCGGCAUAAUAUCAUCGAGGCUUCUCGUGACCAACCUCCGGCCCAACCAGUCGCCCAACCGCCAGCAGCAGCAGCAGCACCACCACCACCACCACCACCACCACCACCACCACCACCACCGCGAGCGGGGUUUCGCCAGGCGGGAGAUGCUCCUUUCACCCACCUAUCGGGGACCACGGAGCAACGGUCAGAGACGCCUGAUGCGAGCCACUCCUCAUGUAACCAGAGACAAGAUCACGAUCAGGACCGUCAUGCUAAACCCGCCGACACCUUCAGGAUACCUUCACGAGCGGGUGCUGGCGCCUCAGCUGCCUCUUCCUCUACCCCUUUCGCAUCAACCUCUUUCCCGACCUCCAACACCCCGCUUUCAUUCAACCCUCAAUCCUCUUCCCAGUGGGCGACAAACAGCCACAACAAUAACAACAGCGAUGACCGGUCCACCAACAAUCUGGCUCUCAACUCAGACAUUACCUACUCCUAUUAUCCUUUCCUUGCCAUCGGGAACCUCCCCAACAUCCCCGCCCAGGACGUAAAUUACCUCGAGCUCCAGGGCUGCUUGCGAGUCCCGACCCGGCCCAUCCUCGACGAAUUUGUCCAGCAGUACUUCCUCCACGUCCACCCGCUUCUCCCUAUGCUCAACGAGGGAGAUUUCUGGGACAUGUACUGCGGCCCUGCCCCCUCCACUGAGAAGAUGUCCCUCCUCCUCUUCCAGUCUAUGCUCUUCGCAUCAUGUAACUUCGUCUCCCGCAACUCCAUCAAAGCCCUGGGCUACCCUUCCAUCCGCGCAGCUCGUGCCGCCCUCUAUCGCCGCGCCAAGCUCCUCCACGAUCUCGACACGGAACCCUCGCCCCUCGCCAUCUCCCAGUCCGCCCUGCUCCUCUCCUUCUGGUCUCCCCCAGCGACCCCGGGUCUCCGGAAGCCCAACGCGGCCUGGCUCUCCAUAGCCAUCCAGCACGCCAAGACGGCCGAAGCGCACCACUACGCGUCUUUUGCCCCCUCAGCCGCCGCAGGCGUUUCCGACGGCUCCCCUUCCCCUUGCGCCUCCUCCUCUUCCGCCUCCCCGCCGCCGAACCAGCAUGCGCAGUCUCACAGCUCAUACUACAACAACGGCCAACAACAGCAACAACAACAGCAGCAUCAUCAUCAACGGCAAUCGCGCCAUCAAAACCAUCAACAACAACGACAACAGGCGCAACAACAGAAACAACAGCAGCAAGACCGCCAAUACGCCCUGGCCGCGAAGAAGCAAAACACCCUCAAGCGGCUCUGGUGGUGCUGCAUCAUCCGCGACCGCGUCAUGGGCCUCGGCAUGCGCCGCCCCCUGCACCUGACCCGAGCCCACUUCGACCCGGACGCCGCCCCCAACUGCCCGGCCCUGGGCGUCCCGGACCUCGCCGACGAGAUCUCCCGCUCGCGCGUCUACCCUCCCGCGACGAAACGCUGCCUGGCGGAGGUGCUCGAGCAGCUGGUCGAGCUCUGCGUCGUCCUCACCGACGUGCUUGUCCUCGUUUUCCCCCUCGACGACAGUCCCGGCUGGGGCCGCGAGAUGCGAGCCGAGGAGAGGGCCCGUGUCCGUGACUGCAAGAUUGCCCUGCGACGCUGGUAUAAGGAUGCCACGCUGCGCUUCCCCAUGUGUGGAGGGGGUACUGCGAGCAGGAAUGCCGGAGGUGGGAGUGGAGGUGGGAGUGGAAGAGGGUCCGAGUUUCAGCACGACUCGGUUAUCCUCUACACCAACCUCAUGUAUAUGUAUUACCACUCCUCCCGCGUUGUUCUCAGUCACCACGAAGUCCUUCACCUAGCUCUCACGGCCUCCGCCCCAUCCUUCGACACAAUCCCCACGCGCGACCUGGCCAUCAUAGGCGAGAACCGCCACGAGCUACAGGACGCCGCCUCGGGCGUGACCGAAUGUCUAAAAGAGCUCAUCCAGCUCCGCCUGGCCCGCUGGCUCCCCAUCAGCGCCGUCGCCUGCACCGCCCUACCUCUCGUCCUCCACAUCCUCGACGUCAAGCUGUCCGCCCCGUCCACGCCCUUCUCCAGGCAGCAACCUUCCUCGUCCGGCGUCGACCCCAACACCCCAUCGGCCGUCAAACAACACCGCCUCAACAUCCUCAUCGAAGCCAUGAAGACCUACCAGCCUCAGUACGACGGCGUGGACCAGGUCUCGGAGACGAUCCGCCACAUCGUCAACCUCGCCCAGCUCGACCUGCCCCCGACGUCCCCGUCCCGCCCCAUCUCGGACUGGACCGACAUCCUUGCGUCCCAGCCGUCCUCGUACCUCCGCCUCGCCCUGACCAUGGACCUUUCGCUCUCCAAGGGCCGGCUCCCCGAGGAUCGGGACUUUCCUGUUAGUCUUCGCGGCCUGUUCACGGGCGGGUUCAACCCGCUGCGGAGUCUCCUGGAGAACAAGAAGCGUCUGGAUGACCAGUAUGCUGCCGGGGCGGGCGCCAUGGGCGUGAACACGGACUUGAACAUGAACAUGGGCAUGGGCAUGGGCAUGGGCAUGGAUGGGCCAUCCUACGUCGAUACCUCCGGGCACGCCCACUCCUUCUUAGGCCCCAUGGACACGACGGGAGCCACCACCAACAUGUCCAUGCUCCACGCCGUGGACUUUGACAGCGGCACGCUGCGCCCCUCCCUGUUCAACCUGCAACCCGGGACGGUGACGGCCAUUCCGUCAGACGAGGACACGGAUUCGCCGGGUUCGGCGCGGGACAACAGUCCCGCGGGCAUGAUGGACGAACUGUCGCCCAAGCAGCAGGCCCAUCACAGCAACACAUGCAAUCACAGCAAUAACCACAGCGGCGGCGGCAUGGACGUCGACAUGGACGCCGACAUGCGGCGGAUGCACAUCCACCAGAACCAGAACCAGAACCAGCAGCCACGGCCCCCGUCCGAGGGCAUCGCGGGUCUCUCGUCCGAACAUGAAGUGCUCGCCGCGUCGUUUGCGCUCCACGACGAUCCGUCCCCCCACGCCGGGGGCGGGUUCGACGGCAUGUACCUGGACGGCGCGGACCACGAAGGCGCGGAGGCGGAGCAGGAUGCGGGCGACUGGAUGGAGAAGGCGUGGGAGGAAAUAGGACAGGCGGUGGAGGAGAACAAGGCUGACCGGGACUCGGCGAGGGCUUUGAUGGAGGCGUUGAGGGACGGGGAUAUUAGUGAGGCGGUGGCGGUGGCGGCGACGGGGGGGUGUUAGUUGAUAAUGUUCGGGGCGACCCUUGUCAGAUCAUGGGUUAACAUGGUUUCGAUGAUUGUAUUCAUGGAUGCAUCGAAAAUGGGCCGAUUAGGAAAGUCAUGGCGAAUCUGAUAAUAUUUUGCAAGUAUAUCCGUGUGGCAGGGAGAGAGAGAGAGAGAGAACACUACUAUCGAGUCUUUAUAUGCCCGCUCACCACCUCACCACCCCAUACUCACGCGCAAGGAAGCUCCGGUAAGCGCCUUCGCACCCCCCACAGCAACAAUCAAAGCC